Salvia splendens (bonfire salvia) is the source of this 402-nucleotide messenger RNA. RefSeq lists its product as uncharacterized. The record is from RefSeq and is a predicted model, not a curated record. The coding region runs from base 1 to 402 and encodes 133 amino acids. Lineage: Eukaryota; Viridiplantae; Streptophyta; Magnoliopsida; Lamiales; Lamiaceae. The transcript has 3 exons.
AUGGCAGCCGCGGCUAUAGGCGUGGCGCAAAGGAGACCCGCCGCGUCCUCGCCCCCCAUCGCCUAUUCGUCGUCCGCCGCAUGGGUUAAGAUUGUGGUGCGUGUGUCGAUGAGCGACGAGAAAUCCCGCUCCAAAGCCCUAAAAAUCUGCGUGGGGAUAUGGGGAGUUGAAUCGGCGGCGUUGUCGGGGGCGGAGAAGGAUCAGCUGAGGAAGAGCGUGGCCCACGCGGAGCUCGUGAGCGUCGGUGAGGAUAAGAAAGAAGAUACUAAUAAGCCCGCCGCCGCGGUGGUGACGCCGGCGAAUGCGACGCCUGUUGUCUGGUCGUACCCGCCGCACUACGUCGGGUACAACAGCUACCCGAUUUACGAGAGCUCGUCAAGCGACUCCUGCACGAUUAUGUGA